UAAAAGCCGGCCUAAGAAGCCCAUAAAAAGGAACUAGGGUUUUUCAGUUCUUUAUACUUUAACCCUUUUCUUCCUUCCUCACUCUCUGCUUCUCUCCAUUUGCCGUCGUAUUACCCAGGAAGGUAAGGUUUUUUCGAGGAAGAAAAAGGAGACAGCGAAAAUGGUUGAGACUACUAAAGGUAGAAAGGAAGAGGUUGUGACAAGGGAGUACACAAUUAACCUUCACAAACGUCUUCAUGGAUGCACCUUCAAGAAGAAGGCACCAAAUGCCAUCAAGGAAAUCAGGACUUUCGCUGCAAAAGCAAUGGGAACCAAGGACGUGAGAGUAGACGUCAAGCUUAACAAACAAAUCUGGAGCAGGGGUAUCAGAAGUGUUCCCAGGAGAAUCCGUGUUCGCAUUGCUCGCAAGAGAAAUGAUGAUGAGGAUGCCAAGGAAGAGUUGUACUCUUUGGUUACUGUUGCUGAGGUUCCUGCUGAGGGUUUGAAGGGUCUUGGUACUAAGGUUAUUGAAGACGAAGAUUAAGCAAAGGUUUUUCAUGAGAGGACUAGAUAGUUUUGCUUUGUUUAAGGCUAUUUUUAAUAUUAGAAGGUCUUUGGUGAUGUUUAUUGCACUGAGAUGUUCUUUACAUAUGAAUUUUGAUUUUGUUUUGUUAGUAACAACACCUAUCCUUCGAAUUUGAAACAUGUGACAUUGCAAUUUUGCUCUAUGUUUGUUUAUGUUCUAUCUUGACUGAUUUAGGUGAUGUUUAUUGCUCA
Molecule: messenger RNA, 756 nt
Organism: Chenopodium quinoa (quinoa)
Lineage: Eukaryota; Viridiplantae; Streptophyta; Magnoliopsida; Caryophyllales; Amaranthaceae
Product: 60S ribosomal protein L31-like
Exons: 3
Coding region: 161-523 (120 amino acids)
Biological process (GO): cytoplasmic translation
Cellular component (GO): ribosome; cytosolic large ribosomal subunit
Molecular function (GO): structural constituent of ribosome
Source: RefSeq, a predicted model, not a curated record